AUGAUCAAGGUAAUGGAAAGCUCGAGCUUCCAAUUCCUCUGUUCAUUUUGUGAAGAUGCCGUAGUCAUCAAAGUGGAGACACGAGAAGCGGACAGACACCGUGCCACUGUUAAUGGAGUCGAUAACGAUGGCACCAUGACAUUUCUCCAGUCAGUUAGACUUGAGAGUAGCAGACGAGUCGCUCGCGCAGAGCCAUUUGUUAUUCUGGUUCGUGAAUUGCUUCAACCGGGUGACCCUUUGAAAUUCGACUUGGAGUUUAUGGGUCACUACAAUGGGCCGAACCUCGAGCUAGUGCGUGAAUACAGCAGCGAAGAGGAGGUGAUCUAUUUUCUUGAGUUCAAUCCUCAAAAUGGCGAAUGGUCUGCAUCCAAACAAGAGGCUUUGGCAGGUGUCACCAAGUCGCUAACAGUCGAUUAA
Messenger RNA from Penicillium argentinense, 417 nucleotides. RefSeq names its product DHS-like NAD/FAD-binding domain-containing protein. Lineage: Eukaryota; Fungi; Ascomycota; Eurotiomycetes; Eurotiales; Aspergillaceae. The coding region runs from base 1 to 417 and encodes 138 amino acids. The transcript has a single exon. The record is from RefSeq and is a predicted model, not a curated record.